Molecule: messenger RNA, 2208 nt
Organism: Daucus carota subsp. sativus
Lineage: Eukaryota; Viridiplantae; Streptophyta; Magnoliopsida; Apiales; Apiaceae
Product: auxin transporter-like protein 2
Exons: 9
Coding region: 518-1939 (473 amino acids)
Biological process (GO): amino acid transmembrane transport
Cellular component (GO): plasma membrane
Molecular function (GO): amino acid transmembrane transporter activity
Source: RefSeq, a predicted model, not a curated record
ACUGAACUACAUGAACAUAAGCUAUGAUUAUAUAUAGACACAUAGUAGCUGUUUGUUUAUAAAUAUGAGUAGUCACACAGAAUAGGCAAAAGGGUGUGUCAUUUUUGAGCUUAUAGAGGAGCUGUUACUACUACUAGCUGCAGCACAACCCACACACAUUUCCCACCUAGCAUGCUCAUGCUUUUCACUCUUGAGCCGCCUUUGUGAUUUAAGAACAACUGCAGAGCAUUUAAGUUUGGUUUUUUCAACUUUUUCUCAAGAUUUUAUGCAGCCGUUUCUUCUGAAACUGCCAUAAUGGUUGCAGAAAGCAUUUAAAGCUGCUUACUUGGAGCCAAGAAUUCUUGAAAACUCCUCCUUUUUUGCCCACCCUUCAGUUACUUUUCUGUACUUGUUUGAGUAUUUUACUAGGGGUUUGCUUGUGGAAACAGUAUAUAAGAUCUGGGCUAAAGAGUAAAAGGCAUCUCAAACAAGAUCUUUGUGAGGCUUGGAGAAGUGUAGUGUGUUGAUAUCAGAGAUAAUGUUGGGUAAUAAGCAAGCAGAGGAAGCUAUUGUUGCCAAUGAAACAGAAAAUGAAGGAAACAGGGAGGAAAGCAAAGAAAUUGAAGAUACUUCUGGUUUGAACCUCAAAAGUUUCCUGUGGCAUGGAGGGUCUGCUUGGGAUGCUUGGUUCAGUUGUGCUUCUAAUCAAGUUGCUCAAGUGCUAUUGACACUUCCAUACUCAUUUUCCCAGCUUGGUUUUCUGUCAGGAAUAUUGUUUCAGAUAUUCUAUGGACUCGUUGGUAGCUGGACAGCUUAUCUGAUCAGUGUUCUUUACCUUGAGUACAGAAGCAGAAAGGAGAAAGAAAAUGUUAAUUUCAAGAACCAUGUCAUUCAGUGGUUUGAAGUUCUUGAUGGAUUGUUGGGACCAUACUGGAAGGCAGCUGGUUUAGCUUUCAACUGUACUUUCUUGCUCUUUGGAUCUGUUAUACAACUCAUAGCUUGUGCAAGUAAUAUAUACUACAUAAAUGACCAUUUGGACAAGAGAACUUGGACUUAUAUAUUUGGAGCUUGCUGUGCAACCACUGUGUUCAUACCCUCUUUUCACAACUACCGAAUUUGGUCAUUUCUUGGCCUUGGCAUGACAACUUACACUGCCUGGUACUUGACUAUAGCAGCUCUUGCUCAUGGCCAGGUUGAUCAUGUGAAGCACUCAGCUCCCCAGAAGCUUGAGUUAUAUUUCACUGGUGCCACCAAUAUACUAUACACCUUUGGUGGUCAUGCUGUUACUGUUGAAAUUAUGCAUGCGAUGUGGAAGCCACAAAAAUUCAAGUACAUCUACCUGAUAGCCACCCUCUAUGUUUUCACUUUGACUCUUCCAUCGGCUUCCGCUGUUUACUGGGCCUUUGGGGAUCAGCUCUUGGAUCACUCCAAUGCCUUCUCCCUCCUUCCCAAGACCCGUUGGCGCGAUACUGCUGUUAUCCUCAUGCUCAUUCAUCAGUUCAUAACAUUUGGAUUCGCAUGUACGCCACUGUAUUUCGUGUGGGAGAAGGUUAUAGGAAUGCAUGACACAAAGAGCAUUUUCUUAAGGGCACUAGCAAGAUUGCCAGUGGUGAUACCGAUAUGGUUCUUGGCCAUUGUCUUUCCAUUUUUCGGUCCAAUUAAUUCUGCAGUUGGGGCUCUCUUGGUUAGCUUCACCGUCUACAUUAUCCCAUCUGUAGCUCAUAUGCUCACAUACAGGAAAGCCUCUGCAAGACAGAAUGCCGCGGAGAAGCCUCCCAAGUUCUUACCAAGCUGGACGGGAAUGUAUGUGAUCAACAUCUUCAUCGUCGGAUGGGUUCUGGUGCUCGGAUUCGGGUUCGGCGGAUGGGCAAGCAUGACAAACUUUGUGAAGCAGGUGGACUCAUUUGGUCUAUUUGCCAAGUGCUACCAAUGCAAGCCUCCAGCUCCUCAUCAUCACUGAGUUGACUCGUAAACCGAACCGAGUCUUACCGAGUGUGACCAAAGUCUCUCAAUAUUUUGUAUUAUAUACAUAGGGUGGUGUCAAAUAGUUCACCUACAUGUGAUGUGUGUUGGAUUUCUUCAUCUUUCUUUAUUAUUAUAUAAAUAUUUUUGGUUCUUUCCCCCAUCCCCCUUGUUAGAUAGUAAAGAAUAGUGUGGUUGAAUUGUAAUGAUUUCUUUGCCAUCAAUGCUUAGGCCAAGUUAUUAUAUCAAAAUAUCAACUUUUAUAUA